Molecule: messenger RNA, 1748 nt
Organism: Amphibalanus amphitrite
Lineage: Eukaryota; Metazoa; Arthropoda; Thecostraca; Balanomorpha; Balanidae
Product: galactoside alpha-(1,2)-fucosyltransferase 2-like
Exons: 1
Coding region: 218-1219 (333 amino acids)
Biological process (GO): carbohydrate metabolic process
Cellular component (GO): membrane
Molecular function (GO): galactoside 2-alpha-L-fucosyltransferase activity
Source: RefSeq, a predicted model, not a curated record
ACUCAGGUGCGGGGAGUGGGGUGAGGAGAGCCGCCCGCGCUUCCGCACGCGCGCAGCGCUGGGACUGAACUGGGACUGGGACUGAAAAGUGAUAGUGGGUAGUGAGCAGUGACAAGAGUGGUGGCCAGUGUUACAUUCGCAGUGUCUGGUUUCGUCUUCCCCAGGUAUGCUAGAUAAGACAUAAAGGACAGCUAAGAACGUAAAUGGUGCCGCUGUCAUGUGGCCUACUUGGCGACAUAUUCGCUACACCGUGGUCUGCCUGACCAUGUUGGGAGUCUGCCUGGUCUUGUGGACGUCCACAGUGCCGGACCACAGCCGCCCGCCAGAGCCCGGCUGUCCCCAGGGUCGUUUUGUCACCAUCAACGCCGGUGGUCGGCUGGGAAACAAACUGUGCCAGUACUGCUCGCUGUGGGCGCUACAGCGUGACUCGGCAGCUGCCCGACCCGCCUGGAUCCUCCCCGAGAUGGAGCGUUCGCUCGGGUCGCUAUUCACCGGCCUCCAGUUGCCCACGCUGCCCGCACGCUGCCUGGAACGGCAUCAGGUGCCGUGGUACGACCCGAUCCUGCACCCCUGGAGCAGCGCGGCAUUCUGGCAGGUGUCUUACUUCCAGUACGUGAAGGCCGGCGGCGGACCGCCACAUCGCCCCCUGCUGCUGCUCAACAACCCGUGCGACAUGAAGCACUUUGAUCAGCACCGUACGGAGCUGCUGGAGCAGCUGCGUCUCCGGCCGGAGGUCCGGGACGAGGCGCAGCGCCGGCUCCGGCUUCACACGGACGUCCAGUGUCGCCGCCCGCCCGGCUGCACGUUCAUCGGCGUCCACGUGCGGCGCACCGACUACGCCAAACAGGUGCAUCUCAUGUACGACGGCACGCUGGUGGGUGAGGCUUACCUGAUGCGGGCACUGCAGCUCUGCCGGAGCCGCUACCGACGGCCCGUCUUCGUCGUCUGCAGCGACAACCUGGCCUGGGUGCAGCAGCGGCUGCGAGGGCCCGACAUUGUGAUCGCCGGCUCCAGCGGUGACGGCUCGGCCGGCCGCGACAUGGCGCUGCUGGCCCAGUGUAACCACACUGUGGUGACGCACGGCACCUACGGCUACAUGUCGGCCUAUCUGGCGCAGGGCGACGUGCUGGCGCCCACCGGCUUCGGGCGGCGAGACGCCUUCCUCGCCGAGGCUAUGACGAACAGGGGCCUCAACAUAACGGCUGUGCAGGCGUUUUAAGGAGAUAUUAUCCCCUCAGUCACCCGACCUGAACCCCGUCAACUAAAGCAUCUAGAGCGUAUUGCGUCCACAAGACCAGGCUAGGGAGUGUCUUAUCCCAAUCUGGAGGCCCUGAAGGCGCAUAUCGUGAAGACGUGGGAGACAAAGGACCCCGCCAACAUCAUCAAGACAUGCGAGUCUUUCCGCCUCCGUUUGCAGAAGGUCAUCGCCUCUGAGGAGGGUUAUGUCGAGCAUGAGAUGAUGAGGGAAAUGAAAGUAUUCGGUUUAAAGGGACUAUCCCACUUUCAAAAAAGACCCGUUUAGGAUUCGGAAAUGUUACUCAGGAUAUUGUGAUGAAUUCUGCAAGUUUUUACGCGUUUUCAUCGUAUACUUUUUGAGAUAUUGCGACUUUUAUAUUUCUUCGUGACGUCAUUUGGAUCGGAUCUGUGACGUAAUGAAGGAUUUACUUCAUGUCAAUGUGGGGGGAAAUUUGGCAGCAAAUAUAUUUACUAACUAAUGUUUACUUACUAAUAUAAUAUAUUUAUAAAUA